Molecule: messenger RNA, 570 nt
Organism: Abrus precatorius (Indian licorice)
Lineage: Eukaryota; Viridiplantae; Streptophyta; Magnoliopsida; Fabales; Fabaceae
Product: syntaxin-81-like
Exons: 5
Coding region: 1-570 (189 amino acids)
Biological process (GO): retrograde vesicle-mediated transport, Golgi to endoplasmic reticulum
Cellular component (GO): SNARE complex; endoplasmic reticulum
Source: RefSeq, a predicted model, not a curated record
AUGACUUGCUAUGAGGUUUUAAUUUUAAGUGAAAGACUCCAUUCAGUGACAGCACAGUUUGAUCAGCUUAAAGCUGUACGCUUCCAGGAUGCUACUAAUAGAGCAAUACCGUGUAGAAAACUUAACCGUGUGACUAGAAAAGAUUCUGUAGAAACCUCUAAAUCAGAUGAAUUGGAGCUCAAAGAACCUGAUGAAUUACACAGUGAGCCUCUAAGGGUCCAACAACUCUUGGAUGAUGAAACGCGUGCCCUUCAAAUGGAAUUGUCUAGUCUUCUAGAUACAGUUCAAGAAACUGAAACUAAGAUGGUGGAAAUGUCUACACUAAAUCACCCCAUGUCUACACAUGUUUUGCAACAAGCUCAGCAAAUUGAGCAUUUGUAUGAGCAGUUGACCACAUAUUUGGGUGAGGUAACUACUUCAUAUGUAUCUAUGUUGCCUAACCUGCCAACACUGUUAAGUAAAGCUAGAGUAGGAAUUGAUCCAAACAAGGUGAAAAGUGUAGUGGAAUGGGCAAUUCUUCCCAAUGUUAAAGGAGUAAGGGGACUUUUAAGAUUGAACAUAGAUUAUUGA